Molecule: messenger RNA, 612 nt
Organism: Hevea brasiliensis (rubber tree)
Lineage: Eukaryota; Viridiplantae; Streptophyta; Magnoliopsida; Malpighiales; Euphorbiaceae
Exons: 1
Coding region: 1-612 (203 amino acids)
Source: RefSeq, a predicted model, not a curated record
AUGCAAUUAUCUGAUGUGAAAACUCUGAAUGGCUCCAAUUUUGAUGAUUGGAAAGAGUCUCUGAGCAUGUACCUACCAAUAGCCCAACUGGAUUUAGCCUUAAGGGUUGAUGCACCUGCUGAACUUACUAAUGAAUCCACUGUUAUUGAAAAGACUUAUCAUGAGAAGUGGCAAAAUUCUAAUAGGGUUUGCUUAAUGGUGAUAAAGUAUAAUAUAGAUAAGUCCAUAAGACAAGGUAUUCCUGAUAAGGAGAGUGCAAAGGAAUUUCUACAGACUGUUGCUGAAAAGUUUAAAAAGUUUGUUAAGGCUCAAAAGAGUCAUUAUCUUUAUUUGCUAGAGCACAGCCAAUAUGAUGGUGUCAGUGGUGUACGAAAACAGAUCAUGACACUUAUAAGUUAUUUCAACAAGCUCAAGUAUUUUGAUCUUGAUUUAAGAGAAAGUUUUCUGGUCUGGUUCAUUCUUGAAUCUCUUCCACCCCAACUCAAAAUUCUCAAGACUUCAUACAACUUCCAACAAGGAGAGUGGACAGUUGAUCAGUUGAUAGUCAUUGUGUGCCAAGAAGAUGAAUCUAUGAGGAAAGGGAAUACUCCUUCUGUUAAUUAUGUUUUUUAA